GACAAGACGAGAAGUGUGAGAAAAGAGAGCGAAAACCAAAAGAAAGCGAAGAGAGAGAGGAAGAAACAAGAGAGACGACUGGUCUGGUUUGUCUCUCUUAAGCCCUCUUUUUCUCUCUACGUCUCUCUGUGUCUGUCUCUAAUCUCACCCAUGUUUACAGAUCACGGCGCCUCCAUCGACUUCUCUUCUCCUUUUCUAGUACAUCUCUAGGGUUUUCGUUCCUCACAUUUGUUUCUUAUUUUUUCUCUUUUUCUUUAUGGGUUCUCAUAAAAACGAAAAAGAAUUGAGACCUUUGUUGAUGUCGUCGUCGUCUUCUUCUGUUAAGAUCGGUUGCUUCAAUUCGGAUUGUGAAGCCAAACCGGAGCGGUCUCGGAAAGGAUGGCGCCUUCGGAAUGGACAGUUUGCAGAGCUCUGCGAUCGAUGCGCUUCUGCGUAUGAGGGGGGGAGAUUUUGUGAAACUUUUCACUUAGAUGCUGCUGGUUGGAGGAGCUGUGAAUCUUGUGGAAAGCGGGUGCACUGCGGAUGUAUUGUUUCGUUCCAUGCGGUUGCACUAUUGGAUGCUGGAGGAGUUGAGUGCUUGGCAUGUGCUAAUAAAAAUUUCAUCAGGGCACCGAACCCUGUGUGGCCCUCCCCUUUCUUUUUGCAUCUUCCUCUUCCUGAGAGGCUUAAAGAUCUCUCUGUUAAAAACUGGAAUCAAUUCGCUGGAUCUAGCGCAGUUGCUGCACAGUGGCGUCAUGCACCCAGUCUGUGGAAUACAGCUACGGCUCUGUCUGAAUUACAUCCAAGGAUGCCUUAUGAGAUCGACAGAUCAAAUGGGAUUGAUAAACUGGUUUGUGGUGAACGUCCAUCUGCCUCUGCCAUGGAGAAGUCAAGAAGUGAAGAUCCAUCUGAAAGAGUUGUAUCUAGCAGCCUGAAAUUUGUUCCACCUGAAAGGGUUGCAAAUGGAAAUGCAGGUAUUGAUACUGCAGCUACAUUAAGUACAUUCCAUAGGGAAGAAAUGGUUCUGGAUGACUUGCAACACUCAUGCUGUUUUCCAGGAGAUGACAUUCCGGUGGAGACGAAAAAAGGAGUGAUUGUUGAACCUGGUAAGAACACUCCUGCAGCAGGAAUAAACUAUGAGGCACAUCCAAGUGUAAAUAUGUCAGUGCAGUCUACUCCAAAGGAUGACAUGUCACCGUUACAUGUCGAUUUUAGUUUACCUCAUGGAUCACAUAAUGAGACAAAUGGUCCCAGCAAUGUUUCUGGACCUCAAUCACAACCACAAAUGCCUCCAUCUGCAAUUGCAAAGCCAUUGAUGGCUGGUCCACAUAAUGGGGUGGAAUCAUCUGUUGAAACUCUAGUACGUAAUGGAAGACCUCGUGGGGAUACUAGGGGAAGACAUCAGUUACUUCCACGAUACUGGCCAAGGAUAACUGAUCAAGAGUUGCAACAAAUCUCAGGAGAUUCAAACUCCGUCAUCACUCCUUUGUUUGAGAAGAUGUUAAGUGCCAGUGACGCUGGGCGAAUAGGGCGUUUGGUACUCCCAAAAAAAUGUGCAGAGGCUUAUUUCCCUGCAAUUUCACAGCCAGAAGGGUUACCUUUAAAAGUCCAGGAUGCAAGAGGUAAAGAGUGGGUAUUCCAGUUCCGUUUCUGGCCCAAUAAUAACAGCAGGAUGUAUGUUUUGGAGGGUGUUACGCCAUGUAUUCAGUCAAUGCAAUUGCAAGCAGGUGACACAGUAACAUUCAGCCGCAUUGAUCCAGAAGGAAAGCUGGUCAUGGGAUUCAGAAAGGCUUCAAAUAUUCCACCAUCUGACCAGGAGAUGCAGACACCCAAGUCUGGGAAUGGUGUCCCAAAAAAUGGAGAGGCUAAUUUGGCAGAUCCAAGUGUAUGGUCCAAAGUUGAUAAAUCAGGAUACAUAGCAAAAGAAAUAGCUGGAGCGAAGGCCUCCCUUCCAACCAAGAGGAAAAGCAGCACCCUUGGUUCAAAGAGUAAACGCCUACGCAUUGAAAAUGAGGACUUAAUAGAGCUCAAGGUUACAUGGGAGGAGGCUCAGGAGUUGCUUCGCCCACCUCCCGAUUUUGAUCCUAAUGUUGUGAUGAUUGAAGGCCAAGAAAUUGAGGAGUAUGUGGAAGCACCAAUAAUUGGGAAGCCUACAAUUUUCACAAUCAAUCAAUUGGGUUUGAAGAUUCAAUGGGUUCAGUGUGAAGACUGUUCUAAGUGGCGGAAACUGCCAUUCAAUGUGCUACCUCGGUCAAAGUGGACAUGUUCUAAGAAUUCAUGGGAUCCCAAAAGAUCUACAUGUUCAUCACCGCAAGAAUUAACUACAGAACAGCUUGAAGAUCUGUUGUCCUCUAAGAGCACUGCUGCUCCCAAGAAAACCAAGGCUACCAAACAGGUGACCGAGGCUGUUGAAGCUUCAGAGGGGCUCGACACACUUGCAAACCUUGCCAUUCUGGGAGAGGGGGAGGCCCUCCUUUCAUCGUCCCAAGCUACCACAAAGCACCCUCGCCAUCGGCCUGGCUGUUCAUGCAUUGUCUGCAUCCAGCCUCCGAGUGGGAAAGGCCCGAAGCACAAGCAGACUUGCACAUGUAAUGUGUGCCUCACUGUAAGGAGGCGUUUCCGCACACUCAUGCUGCGGCGUGAGAAACGACAAUCAGAGAAGGAAGCAGAAACUGCACGUAAGAAAGAGCAGCAGCUCCACCAGUCUCCGAAGGCAGAACCGGAGGAUGAUGAUCCACUACUGAGUAGUAACACAAGUAACAGCAGUUCAAACCCAAAACAACCGCUGGUGAAUGAGACUGUUGAUGAUGAGAACCUCAACAGUAAAAAGCCCUCCUCUUCACCUCUUAAAGGCCAGAUUGACCUAAACAUCCAGCCAGAGAGGGAGGAUGAGCCAUCACCAACAUCAGAUUCAUGUAGCAUGAGGUUGAUCAGAGAUGCCACUGAGAGGUAUCUCAGGGGACAGAGACAGUCAAGUUCUGGCAGUGACGGAGAUCCAAUCACUGAUCAAAUAGAACCCGGCAGAGGUGGAGUGGUGGAGGAGAGGCUUGAUGGUGUUCCUUGUGGUAGUGUUAAUCUUGAUGGUGACAUGGAGCAUCCAGUCACUUUAUCUAUGCCCAUGUCAACAUCAACAUCAACAUCAGCAACGGGCUAGAUCCUUAAGCACUGACAUGUGCCAUGUAACAUUUCAGCGGUUGGGGACAGCUUUGUUGAUCACAUUCACAUCGUACGCCAACAAACUCUGCCUUGACCACAAAAGCAAAUGGCAUUACCUUGUACAUAAAAGAAAAGAGGUAAGAGUUAGAUAACAUGGUCAACACAAAUCGAUGUGUUGUGAUUCUCUUGUUCUUGGAUUGCAAAGAGUGUAGGCAUUGGGGAUAGAGUAGCUCUCUUUUUAUUUCAAGUGUGAUUUUCUCACUGCGCUCAGGACAAAUUUGCAAAUCUCUUGGUGUGCUUUUCUCACUGCGCUCAGGACAAAUUUGCAGAUCUCUUGGUGCCUAUCCUUUUUGUUGUAGUUAUUUUUAGGUUAGGGUUUGGGGGGAGACGAUUUGAAGGUCUUAGUACUUUCAACAUUUCUGGUAUGUUCUCUAGUUGGUGGUGGUUGCGUUGUGUAACUUGAUCAGCUUUCAUCUCCUGUGCUACUGGGGCUCAUUGGGUUUAUCAGUGAUUAUCAUAAUAUAGAUUUUUUUAACCUC
Molecule: messenger RNA, 3674 nt
Organism: Macadamia integrifolia
Lineage: Eukaryota; Viridiplantae; Streptophyta; Magnoliopsida; Proteales; Proteaceae
Product: B3 domain-containing protein Os07g0563300-like
Exons: 13
Coding region: 257-3133 (958 amino acids)
Molecular function (GO): zinc ion binding; DNA binding
Source: RefSeq, a predicted model, not a curated record